AUGUCAAAUACGAAGGAAAAGUUCUCACCGUUCCUGAAGCAAUGUUUCGUGACGGGCGCUGUUUGCAGCAACAUAGCCGGCCAUGGCAGCAUUAUCGGAUUCCCUGCAGUGCUGCUGCCCCAACUCAGGGAGAAGGGUUCACCCAUAACCCUCACUGAGGACGGUGGCUCAUGGAUUGCAUCAGUGCUGGGCAUAACAAUCCUUGUCGGGAACUUCAUUACACCGACAUUGAUGGAGAAGCUAGGAAGGAAACCAGCGCACUUCGCUGUCACCCUGCCAAUCAUAGCGGGAUGGCUCAUCACGAUAUUCGCCAACAGUUUCGAGGCGUUGUUGAUUGGAAGAGUUCUGCAAGGCUUGUCCUUCGGUAUGAUCUUGCCUUUGGGUUCAGUGCUCGUUGGAGAAUACACCAGCCCGAAGGAUCGUGGGACGUUUCUGAUGUCGGUGUCAUUGGCGCAAGCGUUUGGUAUAUUCUUCGUCCAUCUCGUUGGAUCGUUGCUCAAUUGGCGGAAGACCGCCAUGAUCUGCAUCUUCUUCUCUUUCGCCAGCCUUCUGAUGGUGUUGUUCUCGCCAGAGUCGCCGAGCUGGUUAGCAGCGAAAGGAAAAUAUGACGAAUGCAAAAAGGUUUUCAGAUGGUUAAGAGGUGACGGGGAAGAGGACGAAUUGGAGGAGUUGAUACGAGCAAGAGUGGUAGAGAAUUCUAAAAGCGCGACGAGUAAGAUCACGCUAAGCGUAAUUAUAAAAGUUGUGAAGAAGAGAGAGUUUUUGAUACCGAUCGUUCUUAUGGUUCACGCGAAUGCAAUGAUGCAGUUCGCGGGAGGUACCACUAUGGCGGCGUAUUCCACCACAAUAAUUGGCCUCAUUAUGGGCCCUGAAGCAAGCGCUCACUUUUGGAUGGUCGCGCUGGACACCCAGAGACUAAUCUCGAACGCGAUCGCCAUGUAUGUGAUCAACAAAUUCAAGAGGAGGACCAUGAUGUUUCUUACGGGUGGUAUCUGUGUGCUCAGCCAUAUAGCGAUAGCUGGUUACGUGUACGCCAAACUCCACGGGAUCCUAUCCUACGAUUCUAUAUGGAUACCAGCCCUGCUGAUCAAUCUCCAGUUCUUCUCCGUUGCUACGGGUAUGGUGCCUCUACCCAACGUUAUCGCUGGGGAGGUCUUCCCUCUCGAAUACAGAGGCUUGGGGGGCAGUAUCAGCGUGAUAUCGAUAGCCGCAUUCAUCUUUGUGACGCUGAAGACAUUCCCUGGGCUUAUAGCGAGGAUACAUUUGCACGGAACCUAUAUAGUUUACGCAUUAGUACUGACGUACAAUUUAGUCGUGAUAUGGUACUUGUUGCCGGAGACCAAAGAUAGGACGUUACAACAAAUUGAAGAUGAGUUUAAAGAGCUUCGUGACAGCGACGGUCUGCAUAAACAUCGUUUGCCACGGUUGCGUGAUUGGAUUCCCCGCAGUUCUGCUACCACAACUGAGGGAGCCUGGCGCCGUCAUUACCCCAUCCAAGAACGAGGAAUCCUGGAUAGCUUCCGUCCACACCAUAAGCAUGCUGAUUGGUUUCUUUUUGACGCCGCCCAUCAUGGACAGCUGGGGCGGAGGACCGCGCAUUUCAUAGCCGCCGUGCCGUUCCUGGCGGGAUGGCUGUACACGUCCAUGGCAACUAGUGUACAAGAUCUCCUCAUUGGCAGAAUACUGCAGGGUGUUUCAAGCGGCUUGCUAACCAUUCUUCGCUCUGUGCUAAUCGGAGAGUACACCAGCCCGAGCAACCGCGGUGCCUUCCUCACCACCAUAUCUCUGGCGCAGGCCUUCGGUAUAUUCUUCGUCCACCUGGUCGGCUCUCUAGUCAGCUGGCAGACGACCGCGUUGAUAUGCGCCUUCUUUGCUUACACCAGCUUCAUAAUGACCAUGUUCACGCCGGAGUCGCCAAGCUGGCUGGUGGCGAGACGCAGGUAUGAUGAGUGCAGAAGGGUCUUCCUGUGGCUCCGUGGUGACACGGAGAACGAGGAACUAGACGAGAUGAUAAACGUGCACGUGGCUCACGAGAAGGCAAAGUCGCAGUCGGGUUCCGCCAAAGUCAGCCGCUUCGAGAGCAUGUUGAAAACGGCGAGAAGGAAAGAGUUCUACAAGCCCAUUGUUCUUAUGCUGCACGCCAACGUUCUUAUGCAAUUCGCCGGCGGAACAACCAUGUCCGCUUAUUCGACUGUAAUAAUAGGACUGCUGAUGGGCCCUGGCGUCAAUGCUCAUUUCUGGAUGGUGUUUUUGGACACGCAACGGAUUAUCUCGAAUAGCAUGGCUGUGUACGUGAUAAACAGGGUCAAGAGGAGGACUAUGUUGUUCUCGACCGGUGCCCUCUGCGUGGCGGCUCACGUAGCGAUAGCGGCUUACGUGUACGCGAAGGAUACGGGGACACUCGUCUACGACGCCCUGUGGCUGCCAGUGUUGCUGAUCAACGUCCACUUCUUCACGGUGGCAGUGGGCAUGGUGCCGAUGCCGAACGUGAUAGCCGGCGAGGUGUUCCCGUUGGAGCACAGGAGCGUGUGCGGCAGCAUCAGUCUGACCACAUCCAGCGGCUUCAUGUUCCUGGCGCUGAAAACCUUCCCGCAACUGGUAGACGCGACCGGGUUGCAGGGCACUUACUCGCUGUACGCGGUACUGCUUACGUACAAUCUGACGGUGAUUUGGAUGCUGCUGCCCGAGACUAAAGGGAAGACUCUGCAGCAAAUCGAGGAGGAAUUCAGAGGUCGGCCGCUGCGCCCUGAAGAGACGGAAAUGAAACUCGUCCUUCGGAUGGACCCGAUGGAAGCGUAUAGAAGUAAGCUCUCAUUGAGGAGGUGUAGUAGUGCAAUUCUC
Molecule: messenger RNA, 2841 nt
Organism: Iphiclides podalirius (scarce swallowtail)
Lineage: Eukaryota; Metazoa; Arthropoda; Insecta; Lepidoptera; Papilionidae
Source: the annotation of a GenBank genome assembly